Molecule: messenger RNA, 900 nt
Organism: Candidula unifasciata
Lineage: Eukaryota; Metazoa; Mollusca; Gastropoda; Stylommatophora; Geomitridae
Source: the annotation of a GenBank genome assembly
AUGCUAGCAGCAGUGGACGUUCAUGGCAAACUGACCAUCCGCCUCCACAAAGCGACCAGCGACAACAACACCUGGAUUGGGGUCAUCGACGACGGCAUCUCAGCCAGCGAUGACAGUCUAGGGGCCCUGUACUAUGUGGUGGCGGUCAUCCUCAUCUACGGCAUGUCCAUCGUCAUGAUGAUCGCCUCACACAUUCGCAAGAACAAGCAGGACAACCAGUUGAGAAACUACCUGAAGGAAAUGGCUAAACUUCGCAAAGAUGACAGAAGAGAUCAAGUUCUGAGUAAGAUGACGGACCUGGCCAUGAGGCGUCAACAGGAGGAGUGUAAGCAGAAGCUGCAGGAGAAGCUCAAGGACACAUCUAUGGACAGUGAUGCUGACAGUGAGACCAGCCAGCUCGUGCAGAAGGUGCCCAGGGAGGACACCGCAGACUCGUCGUUUCUCUCUCCCGAUUAUUGCAAUUCGCCAGAGUCCACAUCUCCGCUAUCCGACUCCCGAUACACAUUUGUGCCAGAAAGGACUCGAACCCCGAGCUUUCAUGAAUACAGAAAGUGGAAGAGAAAGGGCAACCGAUCUCAAAGCUUGCAGGACUACAAACAAGUCCGAACACAAGGGCGACAAUCGAAUAGUCUCUAUGAUCACAGGGCAGUGUUCAUCUACACUGACAAACGAUCCACCAGCCAGAACGAACUUCGCCUAUCUCCACUAUGUUCACGUGAGCGUUCCAGCGCUGUGCACGAAACUCACCCUUUCCGCUGGUACAAUCCAAAACUAUCACCUGCAGCAGGUAGUGCCAAGUUUCACAAAGUUUCUGUGAACAAACAAUCCAAGCAGACAUGCGAGAUCAGAAUAAAUUUGCCCGCCAACUUUCAUAUUGUGGACGAAGACGGAGUAUUAUGA